AUGUUCCAACAAGUCCAGAUGCAUUGCGACCGAUGUGGCGGACGUGGCAAGUCUAUAAAGCACGUGUGUGCCGUGUGUCAGGGCCAACGCGUGGUGCGCCGGCCGACAACUGUGUCAUUGACAGUUCAGCGUGGUGCGGCUAAGGAGUCGCGUGUUGUUUACGAAAACGAGGCCGAUGCUAGCCCUGACUAUGUUGCGGGUGACCUCAUCGUGACGCUGAUGGAGAAAGAAGCUGGUGACCCAGGCGAUAAUCCGGACCGCGUUGAUGGCGUUUUCUUCCGUCGCAGAGAUAACGAUCUUUUCUGGAAGGAGGUUAUCUCUUUACGCGAAGCGUGGAUGGGUGAUUGGACGCGGAAUAUAACACACCUGGACGGCCACAUCGUCCAGCUAUGUCGCAAGCGUGGUCAGGUUGUACAACCUGGUCAUGUUGAGACCGUCAAGGGUGAGGGAAUGCCGAUCUGGAACGAGGACGGAGACAGUGUAUACCAUACAACAGAAUUUGGCGAUCUGUAUGUGGAAUAUGUCGUCAUUAUUCCAGACCAGCUUGAUUCCAGGAUGGCAGAUGACUUCCGGGUGGUUUGGGAGAAAUGGCGAAGCAACAUUAUGGUCGACUUGCAGAAAGACAGUGGCCGCCCGGACCGACCAAACCAAACUCAUAAACAAUCUCACGAGGAACUCUGA
Grosmannia clavigera kw1407 is the source of this 681-nucleotide messenger RNA. RefSeq names its product chaperone protein DNAj 3. The coding region runs from base 1 to 681 and encodes 226 amino acids. Gene Ontology annotation, biological process: protein refolding. NCBI's taxonomy places the organism in Eukaryota, Fungi, Ascomycota, Sordariomycetes, Ophiostomatales, Ophiostomataceae. The transcript has a single exon. The record is from RefSeq and is a predicted model, not a curated record. Gene Ontology annotation, cellular component: cytoplasm. Gene Ontology annotation, molecular function: Hsp70 protein binding.